This is a messenger RNA of Plasmodium coatneyi, 756 nucleotides long. RefSeq lists its product as uncharacterized. The coding region runs from base 1 to 756 and encodes 251 amino acids. The record is from RefSeq and is a predicted model, not a curated record. The transcript has a single exon. NCBI's taxonomy places the organism in Eukaryota, Apicomplexa, Aconoidasida, Haemosporida, Plasmodiidae.
AUGUUCAACCUGAGUAGCCUAUUGAAGGCGACGAGUGUCGCCAAGCCUGCAAGCGCUGCCGCACAGGACAAUGAAAAUGCGGACAACGCGGAAGGGGCAAACGGAGAGGCCGUCAAAAUAAAGAUAAUAAACAUGCAAGAAUAUAAAACGAAGAAGUUCCUGGAAGAAAAGAAAAAUGUGAAUGCAUGGAGUGCUGCCAACGCCAGCGGGAAGAAGCCUGCCAAGGAGCCGAAGAAGAAGCCUGAAAAGAAAAAGGCAGAGAAGAAGAAGGAAGAGCCGAAUAAGGACGAAGAUAAGAAGGAUGAAGACAAAAAGGAAGAAGCUAAGAAGGAUGAACCCAAGAAGGAAGAGCCUAAGAAGGACCCCAAAGUUGAACCCCCCAAAAAAAAAUUCGUGCCCUCGGUGCUCAAACAGAAGGAAGCAGCCAUGGCCAAAGUAGUAAAAGAAGUGAAAAACGAAAAAGUGGAACUAUUCCCGGACCUUCUUCAAGCAAAAAAAUCAACCAAAACGGAGAAAGAGAAAAAGAAAAACCAACCACAAAAAAAAAAUAAGAAAGAAAAAGCAGAAAAGAAAAAGCAAGAAGAGGAAGAAAAUAAUUUCCCUCCAAUCGAGGAAAUAGAAAAAAUCCACUUCAACAUUUUUGACAUUGUGGACAUGAAGAAAGAGUAUGAACGGAUUAUGAGGAAUUCGGACAAGGUGAUGGAGAAGUAUAAAAAUAAGAAAAAAUUUGACGACACGAUGAUUCUUUGUAAUUAG